This is a messenger RNA of Carassius gibelio (silver crucian carp), 1031 nucleotides long. RefSeq names its product venom protease-like. The record is from RefSeq and is a predicted model, not a curated record. Gene Ontology annotation, molecular function: serine-type endopeptidase activity. The coding region runs from base 1 to 876 and encodes 291 amino acids. Lineage: Eukaryota; Metazoa; Chordata; Actinopteri; Cypriniformes; Cyprinidae. Gene Ontology annotation, biological process: proteolysis. The transcript is spliced from 6 exons.
AUGUGGAGGUUAACGUGUGUGGCCAUGCUCAUAUGCGUCAAAGAUUCUCGUUCUCAUUUGAACGUUUGUGGUCGUGCCCCUCUAUACCCCCGUGUUGUGGGUGGUGCAGACACACAUGAGGGUGCAUGGCCGUGGAUGGUUAGUCUUCACAGCCCCAAAUAUAAAGGCCAUUUCUGCGGAGGUUCCCUCAUCAGCAGUGAAUGGGUGUUAACUGCAGCUCACUGUUUCGCUAGCGUCAACACGUUCAGCGUCUGUGUGUAUCUGGGAAGGAGGACACAGCAGGGCGAUCAUGGGCAUGAAAUCAGCAGAGGCGUCAGUACGCUCCUCAUUCACCCGUCCUACAACAGCGACACCUACAACAAUGACAUCGCUCUCCUGCGUCUGUCCUCUUCAGUCAGCUUCACCAACUAUAUCAGACCCGUGUGUUUAGCUGCAGAAAACAGCCACUUCCCAUCCGGCACCAGCAGCUGGAUCACAGGCUGGGGACAAACCGCAUUUGGAGUGAAUUUGUCUUAUCCCGGGACUCUGCAGGAGACUGUGGUUCCAGUGGUAAUUAAUUCUGAAUGUAAUAAUCUGCUGGGUGCCGACCUCAUUACAGACAACAUGAUGUGUGCUGGUUUACUGCAGGGAGGAAAAGACACCUGCCAGGGGGACUCUGGUGGGCCAAUGGUGAGUCCGCAGUGUUCAGUGUGGGUUCAGUCUGGUAUCAUCAGCAGAGGUCAUGACUGUGGUCAGCCCGGUGAACCUGGUGUGUACACUCGUGUGUCACAGUAUCAGCAAUGGAUCACCACCUCCACUGGCCAAAACAUCCCAGGAUUUGUCAUCUUCAAUCCCCUAAUCUCAUGCCCUUCUGCCAGCCAGGAUAAAAAUAUAUAGCCUUAUACAUGUGUAUCUCGCAGAUACAUUACAUUCAUUUCUGCAGGUUGAGGUAUAGUCAUAUAAAACACACUCAUCAGUACUUCCAGGAACUGCAAUGCCAGUACCCAGUGAUCAUCACAAACCACACAAGUUCAAGAUUUGUUGAAAAAAAA